This is a messenger RNA of Spirometra erinaceieuropaei, 572 nucleotides long. Lineage: Eukaryota; Metazoa; Platyhelminthes; Cestoda; Diphyllobothriidea; Diphyllobothriidae. The record is from the annotation of a GenBank genome assembly.
AUGCCCGCAUCUUGUCGCUCUGCCUUGAGGCGACCGCUCCAGAAGAAGGUGUGGCCGUCACCCACCUCCUCUAUUUGGCCUUGUUCAGAGAAACGGGUCUCGCUGAGUACGACAAUGCCCACUUUUUAUCGCGUCAGUUCCCGCGCCGCUAGCGCCGUCCUUCGUUCCGGCCGGUUGCUCCUAGGAUUGUCUGAAAGGGAAACGAACAUUCUAGGCUGCCAAAGUGAGCGGACUCACCCUAGCUGCCAGUGGGAUGGCACACAGGGGAUGAUGAUGAUGGUGGUGGUGGCGAUGGUGAUGAUGAUGAUGAUGUUGGUGUUGGUGGUGAUGAUGAUGACGGUGAUGUUGAUGGUGGUGGUGGUGGUGGUGGCGGCGGCGGCGGUGGUGGUGGUGAUGGUGGUGGUGGUGGUGGUGAUGGUGGUGGUGAUGAUGGUGAUGGUGAUGGUGAUGAUGACGAAGAAAGGGACUAUUUUGUCUUGUUUUUUUGUUUGCGACCGCAUGCUAAGCAGUCUGCGAGCCACGGUCUGCGCGCAGAUGUGAACCCAGCAUUAGUUUGGGGCACCUUUUUAUAA